Molecule: messenger RNA, 2272 nt
Organism: Cuscuta epithymum
Lineage: Eukaryota; Viridiplantae; Streptophyta; Magnoliopsida; Solanales; Convolvulaceae
Source: the annotation of a GenBank genome assembly
CGUAUAUGGGGUUGAUCUGGCCUAAGGAUGAACUAACUAUACAUGGCCGGACUCAGAAACAAUCCUUCCCUUCUCUCCUUCUUUCUUCUUCUUCAAUUCCCCAUUUGCUUCUCAAGCAAAGCAUCCAUCUCCUACCAUUCUAUUCAUUCCUCAGUUCGUAUAUAUAGAAAUCCUUAUGGAGGAACCCUUCUUCAGCACAAUAAAUUUACAUUCCCCGAAUAUCAAUUUUCAAAUCAAACCCAAAAAAUAUAUUCCUGAUCAUAUUGACAAGAAUAAAUGGCCUCUUCAGAAACAGCUGUGGGCAGUAUACCAAGCGCCAAUAAGUAUACGAAUAGGGUCAUAUUGAAAACUAUAUUUGAACGGGGAGAUGGUGGAUUGAGCUAUGUUGGGCAGAGAGUCGUCAUUGGAGGGUGGGUUAGGUCUUCCAAGGAGAGAAAGAAGGAGACUGACCUUCACCCGGUUGCGGGGAGUGAAGGUGUGAGCUGUGUGGAAGUUCUUCUAUCCAGUUUCCCGCUAAUCUGGUCAAUCAUUAAGGUUUUUAGAGGAGAAGGACAUUCCCAGAUUCUUGAGAAUCCGAAUUCGGAUGGAGUAAAACGGCCGCCCCCAUCAUUUAUGAUUUUGAAAGUCAGCGAUGGCUCCUCUGUAAACAUUCUUCGGGUUGCGGUGGACUCUGAGCUGGCAAUUCCUUCCCAAAUCAUGCCUACUGGAACGUGCAUACUAGCAGAAGGUAUAUUGCAGCAGCGAGCAUCGAAGGGAAAACAUGCUAUUGAACUGAAAGUAGACAAAGUUCUGCAUCUUGGGACCGUUGACCAGAUUAACUAUCCACUGUCGAAGAAACCCUUGCCCUUGACGCUUUUAAGGGAUUGGCCUCACUUCCGACCAAGAACUACAACGGUGGCAUCUGUUAUGCGAAUACGUGAUGCUAUUACUCAAGCAUUUCAUACCUUCUUCCAAGAUAAUGAUUUUGUGUAUGUACACAUGCCCACAAUUACUAACACCAGUAUAAGCGGAUUAAGCAAGGAAUUUAUAGUCACAACUCAACCACUAACCAAUAACGCUGAUAGUGGUGCCCUUAGUCUAGAAGGUUUUCAUGCUUCCUUCAAAGAAAUAUCGAAAGAAGUAGAAGAACUUGAAAAAAGUGAAAACAACAAGGAAACCGUUGUUGCCAAAAAGCAGGAGCUGGAGGAAAUAAAGGAACUUUUAUCACGUUUGGAAGCUAAGAUAAAAAGAUCGCAUCGAAAAGGAGAUAAGAGAUAUUUGACUGGUUCUGGCCGCCUUCACCUAGAGAGUCAAGCAUGUGCACUUGGAAAGGUUUAUACAUCUGGUCCCAGGUUUCAAGUGCAAAAAUCAGAGUCGAAAACAUCCUUACCAGAGAUGUUGAUGGUUGAAACUGAAAUGGCUUUCUCUAAAUUAGUGGAUGCCAUGAACUGCGCAGAUGACCUCUUAAAGUUUAUAUGCAAAUCAGUUCUAGAAAAUUCAACUCAAGAUGUGAAAUUUCUCUUGAAACGACUUGAUAAAAGUAUUACGGAUCGCCUCAAGUUCAUGACAUCAUGUUCACUUGAAAGAAUUUCUUAUUCAGAUGCCGUUAAGGUUUUAAAACAGGCCACUGAAAAGAAAUUUGGAAAAACUGUAGAAUGGGGAGUUCCACUAAGUGAUGAACACACCAGAUAUCUGGUGGAUGAAAUCUAUAAAAGGCCAAUCAUUAUAUACGACCAUCCAAAAAAAUUGAAACCUUUCAAUGUGCGUCUGAAUGAUGAUGCAGAAACAGUUGCAGCAUUUGAUAUAGUUUUGCCAAAGGUUGGAACUGUGAUUAGUGGAAGCCAAAGUGAGGAACGGUUGAAGACUCUGAGCUCUAGGAUAGAGGAGGUUGGGUUGCCUAAACAACACUAUGAGUGGUACUUGGAUCUUCGAAGAUAUGGUACAGUGGAGCAUUCCGGUUUUAGUCUAAUGUUUGACUCUCUUGUUCUCUUUGCCACUGGGAUCAAUAAUAUCCUAGAUGUUGUUCCCUUCCCUGUAAUUCCUAGCAAAACCAGUGCUUAGUAUUUCCUGGAAGGAAACUCCCCAACAUGAGAAGUUAUUCUGCUAUUGUCAGAGUAGUUCCUCUGCAACAUACUACUAUAGUACCAUGUGCACAUAUAACAAUGGUUUCACGUUUGAGAAAACAUUGUAGAGAAGAAAUGUUGUUAAAAGUCGUGAACAUUAGAUACAAUUAUACAAAUGUAAUUAUAUAUGUAUGCAUCACUCAUCUAAAGAAAUAGUUUAUCUUUAUCCA